AUGUUCCCUAGGCCGAAUUGGCACGACUGCGUGUUCGCCCACCUUGACCGCAUCGACACCGAUCCGGCGUUCGAUGAGGACCCGGACGACGUCAAGGCGUACGAGGCUUGGGUGCGAUCCGAGGUCGCUCGCAAGCUCGCUGGAGGGAAGACGUCUUCUCCAGCUCCUGCUCUAUCAGAACCCCAAGAACUCCUCCUUGAUCCUUCCUCACAGGCCCCCAGACUCAGUUCACCUCCAGUCACCUCUAGAGCCUCCGCAGUUGACCCAACAUAUCCCACUCGGCCGUCCACCAGGCACACCAUGGCGACGCCGGCGCGAAUUAGCACUGCACCGACGGUCGAGACACCAACUCUUACCGCACAGCUUCCCGCUCCACCAACAGGUCGGCUACUCGAUACCCCUAUGCAUGUCGCUACGCCUCAGACGCCGGACACAACACACCCCAGUGCCGUCGCCAGAGGGCCGCGCGACGACCCCACUACUCCCGUGCCGCUUGGGACCGCGGAACUCGACAAGCUCCAGAAGAGGAAGGGGUUCCAGGAACUCACAAAGCAUCUGAAUGACAUCCUGCCUCAGCUGGGUCCCGCUCCCGCCCCAAGACAUGGGCGAGGACGAGGACGAGGACGCGGCCGCAGUCGACUAGGGAUGACGAGCCACGUCAACAUCGGGGGAAGCGUGCUCUCCGGCACGCGCAUCUGCCUGGCACCUAGUGGUCCAUUCAAGCCGCGUGCCGCUAUCGUCGUCCGGCUGGGCGGGCAGGUCAUGCUCCAUCCGGACACGGCCGUCACUCAUGUUAUCGAAGAUUCGGGCGUGUCGGCUGCCAUGCUCGCGCGUCGACUCGGACUCCAGUCCCUGUCGGAUCUUCCCGUCGGUACUCAGAUCGUCAAGUGGGAGUGGGCAAAGCUCCUCCCGACCGACAAGUACCUUACCUUCCCCAAGACAACUCUCACUGCCGGCCCAUCGCGCUUCGCCGACAUCACAGAUCAGGUGCGCACGGGCUCGCGCGCGAUACGCCGGCGGCGUUCUCACACGCCUCCCGACUCCGAGACCGAGUCAGAUCGUCCCCGGCGCAUGGCCACAGCGCAACGCUGUGUUGCCGGCUUUGCACCAGGCGGGGCGCCUCCACGCUCGAUGCCUGCGUUGGCUUUUUCACGUGGUACUUCGUCAUACGCCUUCACCUCUCGCGCGGUCGUCUCCGCUGCACCUUCCCGCACAGCCUCGAGCAAUAAUCCCUCCAGUGACCAGCUGUUCAGCGAAGCUGACCGCAUCGCGACGCGUCACUCACCUCCCAUGAGCCCUGGGUGGGUGGAGCCGAGUGGUGGCGAGCAGGACGCGCUCGACAUCCUCAUCGUCGGCAUUAAGGACGGCAGUAUCUCAACGGAGGACAUCGAGUCAGAUGAAGAGGAUGAAGAGCCAGGCAACCCAUCUCGAAAGGCUGACUUCUACAAAUGCGGGCAGGCCCACGACGGCGAUCCGAAGAAGGGUCUUAACGAGUGGCUCGCCGUCCAGUUCGACAAGCUCCAUCAUGUCUACGAAGGACAACAGGGAAAGAACGAGUUCUCGAUCCGUGGCUAUCAGCGGGCCGCUGGUAUUCUCCGUCGCACAGACUUUGCCAUCACGAGCGGGGCGCAGGCGCGCAAGAUCAAAGGCAUUGGGGAGAGCUUGGCGCAGCGGAUCGACGAGUUCCUUGAGGGCCGCUUAGGCCGCGCGUACUACGAGGACACAGUUGAGGCGCGCACCAUCGCAACGUUCAAGGACGUGUACGGCGUCGGCAAGAACUUUGCCGCCGAGUUGUAUCGGAAAGGUGCACGCUCAAUCGAGGAUCUUAAGACGAAGGAGUACGGCCUAACGACGGGCCAGCGUGUCGGUGUCGAGCUCUACGACGACCUAAUCUCGCGCAUGCCGCGCGACGAGUGCCGACAGCUGUUCGAAUUAAUACGUUGCGCGGCCGUCGCUAUCGAUGCCAACCUCUGGAUCGAGAUCAUGGGAAGCUACCGCCGCGGCGCGGAGACGUCUGGCGACGUCGACAUCCUUAUCACGCGCGACACGGCCGACAGACUCACGCACGCUGGCGUCCUCAAGCGCCUCAUACAAACUCUGCGCACGAACGGUGUAAUCACACAUGAGCUCUCGACGCCGCAUAAUUACUCCGACCUCGAGGCGAAGUGGAUGGGCGUCGGCCGCGUACCGGGUGGCAAGUAUCGCCGCAUUGACAUCCUCACCAUUCCCUUCGAGAAUUGGGGCGCCGCGCUCAUCUACUUUACGGGCAACGCGGUCUUCAACCGUUCCCUCCGCCUGUAUGCGCGCAAGCAGGGCUACUCGCUCAAUCAGCGCGGCCUGUUCCGCGGCGUCAUCCGCGAUCGUAAGGGCAACAAGACCACUGCUGGCGAGAUGGUUGCGUCGCGCACUGAAGAGGAGAUCUUUGACGUCCUUGGAAUCCGCUGGCGUCCGCCUCAUCAGCGCUGCCCCUAA
Molecule: messenger RNA, 2472 nt
Organism: Cutaneotrichosporon cavernicola
Lineage: Eukaryota; Fungi; Basidiomycota; Tremellomycetes; Trichosporonales; Trichosporonaceae
Exons: 11
Coding region: 1-2472 (823 amino acids)
Biological process (GO): double-strand break repair via nonhomologous end joining
Cellular component (GO): nucleus
Molecular function (GO): DNA-directed DNA polymerase activity; DNA binding
Source: RefSeq, a predicted model, not a curated record